AUGUCUCGACAUCGAGGCAAAGUUUCUUCUUUGACGAGGGAGGAAGAAGAAACCACGACGACAAAUACCGAGACAAAAGUCCAACUCGUUUUCGACGACGAGGGACCGGGAGAGGGAAAUCGUAAAAGUCGAAACGUUCGUCGUCGUCAUCGAAAUACUACUCAUCAGACUUCUUUGACGAAUUCGAUGAUGAAAACGAUGAAAAUGAUGACAAAGAUGAUGCGAAAGAAAACGCGAGGGUACCUGGCCGUGUUUUUAGUCUCCGCGAUAUGGGUGUGCGCGUCGUUUAUAGUGAAAGAUUUAGAAAGAGUUGGGGAUCCGUUGACUUUGACGGCAUUGUUUAACGCGUUGUUUUUAGUCUAUUGGCCGGUGGAGAUGAAAGGGUACUUUUAUCAUCUCGCAGAGAAGAAGAAGAAGAAAAGAAGGUAUCAUCAUUACGCGAUGUUCCGGAAAUGGAAGGAAAGUAAUGUUAGUACGAGAGGAAUAUCAUCGUUUUUACGCGAAAACGAAGCGUUGAGGUGCUACGUCAUCGUCCCUCCGUUGUUCUUUCUCGCGCAGUUUUAUUUCAACAAGAGUUUACAGUUUGUGUCGGUGACGGUGAACACGGCGUUGUCCUCGGUCGCGCCGGCGUUGACGUACGUGUUUGGGAUUUACAGAGGGCUGGAAAAACCGGUGAGAGAUUCGAACGGGUUUUUAAAAGCACUCGGACUCGUCGCAAUAGGAGUGGUUUUGACGGCAGUCGCGGACGAUGAGACCACUUUCGGUGGUGCUUCGGGUAUGACUGCAGGCGGCGACGAGGAUUCGCCGAGAACCCGGAACGAAAAUAAUAGUUAUAACAGUUAUUCUUCUUUUGUGAACAUGGACACCGCGUGGGGCGUGUUGCUCAUUUUAGCGAGCGCGGUGUGUUACGCCGGUUACGCCACGGAGGUGGAAAUCGCGUUGAACGCGGUGAAAGUGAGCGACGGUCAUCGCGACGAGAAUAGGAGUAGGAGUAGCAAUCAAAAUUUUUCUAGGAAUAAUAGAGUAGGCGGCGUGUUGUUAGAGGAACGCGAGGAACGCGAGGAAGAGGAGGAGGAAGACGAAGACGAAGACGAAGAAGACGAGGAGAGAGAGAGAGAGGCAGCAGAGGUAAAUGAAGGAGCAGCAGAAGAAAUUACGGGACGACGGCAGAUGAAAACGGAGGCGAAGAAAGAGCUCCUCGCCGCCAUCAAGGAUUCGAAAUCGCGACAGAUUCUCGCGAGCGUCGGCACGUUCGCGUUCGUCAUCGUUUUAUGUACGAUGCGAAAAUCGAUAUUGUCCAUGAACAAAAGUGGCGGGAUGAUUGUUUUGAAAGGCCUGAUCGAUAACGCGUUGGCGGAAUACUUGUGGUGCGUCGGGGUUGCCGAGCUCGGAGCCUCGGUCGCUUCCAUCGGUUUGCUGUUACAAAUCCCUCUUUCGGCGGUUGCCGAGCUUUUGUUUGUGAGAGCGGACGAGGAGGUGUGGACGCGAACGACUGGAGGUAUUUUUGCAAUGUUUUGCGGGUGCGCGUUGAUUGUCUAUGGGUUCAUAGGCGCGAUGAAAUUCGCCGGAAGUUCCGAGGAGGAUGAAGAGGAUGAGGAAGACGAUGAAGACGAUGAUGAAGAUGAUGAAGACGACGCCGACGAUAAUGCUACCAUCGCUCGCGCUCCGUUGUUAUGA
Molecule: messenger RNA, 1677 nt
Organism: Bathycoccus prasinos
Lineage: Eukaryota; Viridiplantae; Chlorophyta; Mamiellophyceae; Mamiellales; Bathycoccaceae
Product: Drug/Metabolite transporter superfamily
Exons: 1
Coding region: 1-1677 (558 amino acids)
Biological process (GO): regulation of peptide transport
Source: RefSeq, a predicted model, not a curated record